AAAAGGCUAAAGUAAUAAGAGCAACAGAUCUGUCUCUCAAUCUUCAGAAUUACAAGAAGAAAAGAAGAGAAAAAAUGGUUCUAAGAAGCUCAAUCUCCAACACAAGAAAGUUCUUCCAAAAAACUAUUGACAACUUCAAGUUAUUUUUCUCCAACGAUGGUACUUAUCACAAACUACCCAAAGCACCUAACAUCAAUGCACAUCAUCAUCCAAAGUCCAACAUCAUCACACCAACAUCAUCCACACACAAACAGUUUCAACCGAAACCCAAAGACUAUGUGACUACAAACAGAGCUUUGACUCUAGAACCGAGAAGAGGAGACAGAGACGAGACACUACUUUCCCAACCAAAGGUGAAUCUUGUUCGUCUAAAGCUAAAGGAGAUGGAGAAGAUGAUGAAUAAUGAUAUAAUAAGCGAUGAGCAUUAUAUCUCAGAUGUAAGAGAGUUUUUGCAUUGCUACUCUUGCCUUCGUUAUACUGCUUAUCGCGACGUGGUUGAGCAUUUUUUCAUGGAGGUCUACUCUGAUUUCUUUAACUCUCAUCAUCAUCUCGAGCACACCCGAGAGGCUGUACAAAGAAGGCAUCCAACGGUGGUUCGAGUUGGAUCGUACGGUGGCCAUCAAAACUGAUGGAAUGGAAAACUUCUAAUAUACAUGAUCAGUGA
This is a messenger RNA of Camelina sativa (false flax), 664 nucleotides long. RefSeq lists its product as uncharacterized. The record is from RefSeq and is a predicted model, not a curated record. NCBI's taxonomy places the organism in Eukaryota, Viridiplantae, Streptophyta, Magnoliopsida, Brassicales, Brassicaceae.